Messenger RNA from Humulus lupulus (European hop), 993 nucleotides. RefSeq names its product F-box/FBD/LRR-repeat protein At5g56420-like. The record is from RefSeq and is a predicted model, not a curated record. The coding region runs from base 1 to 993 and encodes 330 amino acids. The transcript has a single exon. Lineage: Eukaryota; Viridiplantae; Streptophyta; Magnoliopsida; Rosales; Cannabaceae. Gene Ontology annotation, molecular function: protein binding.
AUGGAGGAGGAUAGACUUUCGAAACUACCUGAUGAAGUCAUCCUACACAUUGUGUCGUUUCUACCCACUAAGGAUGUCUUUCGGACAUGCCUCCUAUCAAAGCAGUGGAAACUCAUGUGGUACUCUGUCCCUCUCUCUUUCUCUGAUGCUGAGGAGGAGGAGGACAUAGAAAAGUUGUACAAGUAUGUUGACAAUUAUUUGAAACACCGCAAGACAAGUAAGAAUUUUAUGGUCGAUUCAACCAUAACUAGCUUUAAGCUUCAGAUGAUGAGUUGCUAUCAAAUAUACAAAGAUACUUGCAUAGAUAAAUGGUUAGCUUUUGCAGUUGAGAGUAAAGUUAAGGAAAUAAGUGUUUGCUUGAACAACUGUCGUCUUCGUAAUAGGUUAUAUGGUCAUUAUACAUACUACGUUCGUUACCGCUUACCAAAAUCAAUAGUCAACGCAAGAGAUUUGACUAUUUUGAAGUUGAAUGGGUUAGCUUUGGAUAUUUCUUGUUCAAUGGGAUUUCCUGCACUGAAAACAUUGUCGUUGAAAGAUGUAAGCAAUGCAAAUCAUAAUAAGGAUGAUCAUACACUAUUUAAGCUUUUGUCUAGGUGCUCAUCCCUUGAGAAAUUGUGUCUAAGAUCAUGUUCUAACUUAAAUCUUGGUGUGCUCUGUUCACAAAGUCUCAAGUGUCUGAAAAUUAGAAAUGUUGAUCUAUUAUCUUUUGAAGUUGAAGCCACAAAUCUUGAAACUUUGAUAGUAGAUUGGCUAAUCUUUAAAAAUUCCUUUUCUGCAUGCAAGACAAUCAGAAAUCUGACACUAUGUUUUAGUUGUUGUGAUGAAGACUCGUCAUCAUCAAUAAAGUAUCAGAUUCUUUCACUCCUCGAGAAUUGGACUUUGAAGCAAUUAUCUCUAAAAACUCCUGCUGCACUAGUAAAGUUGGGGCUGCCAGUAAGAGAAUCAGACUUGAAAGAUGUGGAUUUCUCUUUCUUUAGAAACAUUAUUUAUUGA